CACAAAAAUUUCUUAAAAGAAUUUUUAUUUGCUUGUGAGCAUUGCAUAAUAUUUACGUACACAUGCAAAUUAUUUGCAUAUUUUUUACAAAUAUAUUUUCAAAGUAAACAAAUGCAUUUUAAGCAAUCAAAAAGUUAUUUAAGACUAAAAUUUCGAUUAAUAAUUUGUGGUGUAGCACCUGACUUUUUGCCCUGCGUAACACUCUCAGAAGCAAACUCAAUAUUCAGCCAAUGCUGUCUUAAUAAAUUACCAAUUGGAUGUCAACAAUUGUGCAAAUAUGACGUAACAAAAAAUGAGAUUAAGGAAGCUAUUGUAAAAGGAUUAUGCAGAAUUACAUAUGUAGUAUCAAUUUUGGCAUGUGCUUCUGAUGGACACGACAAUAGUGAAUGUUGCAAAUAUAAGGCAAUAGCUGCCAAAAGCGGACCUCAAUGUGAAGCAUUUUGUCGUCCUGAAAUUGAGAUCAAGGAACUUGGAAUGCAACAUUUAGUCUGUCAAAGAAUCUUCAGUGAUUUAGUCAAUUGUCAUAUGUCGGGUUUGAAAAGAUUGACAUGA
Molecule: messenger RNA, 552 nt
Organism: Thelazia callipaeda (thelaziosis nematode)
Lineage: Eukaryota; Metazoa; Nematoda; Chromadorea; Rhabditida; Thelaziidae
Source: the annotation of a GenBank genome assembly